Messenger RNA from Nerophis lumbriciformis (worm pipefish), 1161 nucleotides. Lineage: Eukaryota; Metazoa; Chordata; Actinopteri; Syngnathiformes; Syngnathidae. The record is from RefSeq and is a predicted model, not a curated record.
AUGAAGCUGGCCCUGCUGAUCGCUGUGGCCGUCUACGCAGUGGCCCGGGGGAGCAGCAUGUCCACAUGCAAAACUCUAGACUUGGAGAUGGUGAAGAAAAAGCGCAUCGAGGCCAUCAGGAGUCAGAUCCUCAGCAAGCUGCGUCUGCCCAAGGAGCCUGAAAAGGACCAGGAGGGAGACGAAGAGGGGAUCCCUUCCACGCUGAUGUCGCUUUACAACAGCACCACAGAGAUGCUGAAGGAACAGCAAGCCCAGGAAGAGACGUACAUCUCCAGCGAGCAAGAAGAGGAAGAGUACUUUGCUAAGGUGCUGCACAAGUUCAACAUGACCAGGAAAAACUACUCAGAGACUACCAAGAACUCCAAAAACGUCUCACUAUCCUUCAACAUUGCCGAGAUCCGGGCAAGCGUGGGUAACUCCCGCUUGCUGACCACCGCCGAGUUGCGGAUGCUCAUCAAGAAUCCAUCCAUACAAAGCGAGCAGAGGGUGGAACUGUACCGCGGCGUGGGCUCGUCGGCCCGAUACUUGGCAUCCCGCUUUAUCACCAACCAGUUGAAGGACAAGUGGCUCUCCUUUGACGUAACCGAGACCUUACAGGACUGGAUCCAAGGAAAUGAGGACGAGCAGGGAUUCGAACUCCGGCUUUUCUGUGAAUGCAGCCAGAGGAGCGCCGAUGCCGCUUUUAGCUUCUCCAUCUCCGGGAUUGAAAGCGAUCGGAGCGACGUCGGGGUAUUAAAGCAGAUGACCCAGCAGCCGCCCUUCAUCUUGACCAGGUCCAUCCCAGUCAGUGCCAGUGGCCAGCUCAGUUCAAGGAAAAGACGCUCCACGGACACGCGUGACACCUGCACUGCCCAGACAGAGACCUGUUGUGUAAGGAGCCUGUACAUCGACUUCAGGAAAGACCUGGGCUGGAAGUGGAUCCACCGGCCAACCGGUUACCAUGCCAACUACUGCAUGGGUUCCUGCACAUACAUCUGGAAUGCUGAGAACAAAUACUCUCAGAUUCUGGCCCUUUACAAGCACCAUAACCCCGGCGCGUCAGCCCAGCCCUGUUGUGUCCCCCAGGCACUGGAACCCCUUCCAAUUCUCUACUACGUCGGCAGGCAACACAAGGUGGAGCAGCUGUCCAACAUGAUUGUUAAGUCGUGUAAGUGUAGCUAA